UUUCUUAUACUUUCUGUAAGCACAGUAAAUGGAUAUGGCGCAAAAUAGCAGCUGCAGGAAGAGACCUAAUAUACUUAUCACCGGAGCUCCGGGCACAGGGAAGACGACUACAGCGUCUGCCUUGGCGGAGGUGACGCAACUCCAUCACAUCAACGUCGGCGACUUUGCAAAUGAGAAAAACUUGACCAACGGCUGGGAUGAUACCUUCGAUUGCUACUACAUCAACGAAGACCUCGUAUGUGAUAAGCUUGGAAACUUGAUGGAAGAAGGUGGAAUUAUCGUUGAUCAUCAUGGAUGUGACUUCUUUCCUGAACGUUGUUUUGAUCGCGUAGUGGUGCUUCAAACUGACAAUUCUGUCUUGUAUGGUCGGUUCACUAAGAGGUACUCUAUCUGUAACAACCUCCAAAUAUGUACACUCACAAUAACCGAAGAAAGAUGA
Molecule: messenger RNA, 439 nt
Organism: Nicotiana attenuata
Lineage: Eukaryota; Viridiplantae; Streptophyta; Magnoliopsida; Solanales; Solanaceae
Product: adenylate kinase isoenzyme 6 homolog
Exons: 2
Coding region: 29-439 (136 amino acids)
Cellular component (GO): nucleus; cytoplasm
Molecular function (GO): ATP binding; ATP hydrolysis activity; AMP kinase activity
Source: RefSeq, a predicted model, not a curated record